UUUCAAGGCCGCCUGGCAAGACGGGUCUCCACGAGAACGCAAGUCCGUUCUCUGCGUUCUUGGAAUUGAGAAACAGCCUCUAUCUUCUUUGGUCACGUCACCUAGGCAACACCGGACGUAUACGGUAUUUAGGACCUGGGGGUUUCCGUUGUUGGCGUAUGAGAGAGCAUGUGACUGACUGAACUAUAAAGAACACCAGGAAAGAAGACGUCACAAACUCAAAAGAAAAAAGGAGAACGCCACAAACUAUCCGAAACAUUCCCAGCUUCCAUUCCCAUCACUCAGCAGCAGACAUGGAUUGCGGAAUUAUAACAUCCAAAAGCGUUCUUUUGCUUCUCAGUUUAAUAUUUUGGGGUGCUGGAGUGGCCCUUGCAUAUGUUGGUUCUUAUGUGAUAAAGAGCUACAACAGCUUUGAAGACUUUGUCUCUGAUAAGUACAGCAUCAUCCCAGCAGCCAUUAUAAUCGGCGUGGCUGUGGUCAUGUUUGUCAUCGGGACCGUUGGCUGCUGUGCAACUCUGAGGGAGUCCAAAGUCGGUUUAGGCUUUUUUCUUAUCAUCAUCAUGAUAGUCUUCGCAGCCGAGGUGACCGCUUUUGUGUUUGGCUUCAUCUACAGGGGCAGAAUUAAGGGUGACCUAGAAAAGACAAUGAAAGACGUCUUCCAAAAGUAUGAUGGUCUGAACUCUGAAACCCAUGCAGUGGAUAUCUUGCAAACUCAACUGGAGUGCUGUGGGGUGAAUAACUUCACAGACUGGACUGCAUCACCAUGGUUUGUCCAGCAUAACAACUCUGUGCCACAUUCCUGCUGUAAAGCAAAUGCUACACAAUGCACUGGUCAACUCACCCAACCAGAUCUUCUGAACACACAGGGAUGUGAAGCUAAACUGGAGCAGAUGCUUCAGGAUGUGCUUAGUUAUGCAAUGUUGGUCAUCCUGGGAUUUGCCAUCAUAAAGUUUUUUGGGAUGCUCAGCAUUUGUGUCAUCACCUGCAGAAGCAAGAAGAAUGACUAUCAGCCUCUGUAUGCGUGAUAGUAAAAUCUCCUGAAUCCCUCUCUUGGGACAGUCUGUUCUCAAUACUGUGCAGCUAAACACAGCCUCACUGGCACCAUAAACUGAUGUUUGAAGGUGUGCCAGUAUUCCAAAAAAUCAGUACAAUUUUUUUUUUUUUUUUUAAUACCUAUCGUUUGAAGAAUGCAAAAAUGCAAUUUGAACAAGAAAUACUGACAGGAACCACAGAGGUGUGUGGCCAAAAAAAACCCAAAAAACUGAACAUUACCAAAUUAUCACAGAGGGGUCAAAAAAUUAUUUUGUAGUAUUUUUGACGGUUAAUGUUUUUCUGCCAAAUGCCAUAAAAUAUAUGCCUACCCAACUCCAUAAAGUUUUAGGAAAUGUUACUAUAGCAGCGUUUCACCAAGUGUGUAUAGAUUUAGGUCAAACUUUAGAGUUGAUAGAUGCACUUCAUUUUUAAGGAUUUUAUGUGUUUCUGUGUGCUUUAGGUUCUACAUUGUUCAGUUUUUUUUUUUUUGUUGCUUUUUUUGCUGCUAUCCAAACUGUCUUUAUAGUCGUCUAUGUGUAUUAUAUCUAUUAAUAUGAUUUAGCUUAACAGAAAGAUAUUAAAUUAAAUUAUGGAAAUAAAUUGGUGAGUGUAUUUCUGAAAUUUUUAAGAUUACAAAAGUGAAUGUUAAUAAUUAUCCUCAAAUGACUGUUGUUUAUCAACACCAUUUCUGAGGAAAUACCCGUGUGAAUUUAGAUAAAUUGUAGGCGUUAACUUUAGUUAUCUGUCUUGUGCUGACACAUUUGUGAAGAUACUUCUCAUGAAAGUAAGCCAUAAACUGUCAUUAUCAGAAA
Messenger RNA from Megalobrama amblycephala (Wuchang bream), 1844 nucleotides. RefSeq names its product tetraspanin 36 (gene tspan36). Gene Ontology annotation, cellular component: membrane. Lineage: Eukaryota; Metazoa; Chordata; Actinopteri; Cypriniformes; Xenocyprididae. Gene Ontology annotation, biological process: protein localization to plasma membrane; regulation of vascular endothelial growth factor signaling pathway; protein maturation. The record is from RefSeq and is a predicted model, not a curated record. The coding region runs from base 294 to 1025 and encodes 243 amino acids. The transcript has 7 exons.